UUGCACGUUGGACGGAAGUUGCGCAAACUGCGGCGCUGUCACCGGAGCUAUUAGCUACCUGCGGCUCUGAAAAAAAAACUGUUAAAACAUAGCGUUUACACUGACAGCGAGUAGAAGGUCGAACUGUUCCCUUAAUAACAUGGACGACGACGUUCUUACGACCCUGAAACUCCUCAUAAUCGGCGAGAGUGGCGUGGGGAAGUCCAGUCUCCUCCUGAGGUUCACAGAGGACACUUUUGAUCCAGACCAAUCAGCCACAAUAGGUGUGGACUUCAAAGUAAAGACACUUACUAUAGAUGGGAACAAGGCGAAGCUGGCUAUAUGGGACACAGCUGGACAAGAAAGGUUUCGCACUCUGACCCCCAGCUACUACCGUGGUGCACAGGGAGUCAUACUUGUCUAUGAUGUCACAAAGCGAGACAGCUUUACGAAGCUUGAUAACUGGCUGAAUGAACUGGAAACUUACACUACACGAAAUGAUAUUGUAAAAAUGUUGGUCGGGAAUAAAAUUGAUAAGGAUGACCACGAAGUGGACAGAAAUGAAGGCUUGAAAUUCGCUAGGAAACAUUCUAUGCUUUUUAUUGAGGCCAGUGCAAAGACCAAAGAUGGUGUCCAGUGUGCCUUUGAGGAGCUUGUGGAGAAGAUCCUCCAGACUCCGGGGCUUUGGGAGAGUGAAAGCCAUGGGGAGAAGGUUCGUUUCGGGGAGCAGGAUCAGGCCACCCGCGGGGCGUGUGGAGGAUAUUGCUCCAUACCCUGAAACAGGACAAAGCAGAUAAACACCAACCUGAUACGAAUGACUGCCGGUGACAGAAAGAAGAGAGGUGAACGCGGAGGAGUACUUUUGAAAACAAAAAGUUGUCGGAAUAGUUAAAUCAGUCGAACUGACCUUGCUGUUUGCACACUUCUUUUUCAACCAUCUGUCAUGUGUCGCUAUAUUCUGAAUGAAAGGAUUGUGGAAAAAUAGCCUUGUCUAAAGUAUAGUCUUUUAAACAAGCUUAACCAGUAUAAAUAUGUCAUACAAGUACAUUAAUUGAUCUUACUGGCUACUAUGAUUCUGUUGUACCUGAAGGCAUCAAGUCAAAUGUACUACAGUACAUAAACUCACCUGUUAUUAUAGUAGUCUGUUGAAUUCAGGAAAAUGCUUCUGUGGCUGUGUGCCUUGUUGAUGUUGACAUCCUUAUAGCUCCGGAUACAAAAGGAUCUUCAACAUGCACGAUAUGAACAUAUUUGCAUACUUUACUAAUUGCAUAUGAAAUGACAAGAGUUGAGGACCUCUAUUUAUUGUCUUUAUAAUAACAUAUGCACCAGAUCACUGUGAAUUCUGCCGAGAAGGAAGGUGAAAGAGGAAAUCACAGUGGACCCGUGUUGCUGACACCUCCUGCUUUAACAUUAGCUUAAUUAUUACUCAUUGCUAUUAAUUUCAGUAGAAGUUUAUGUUUAACUGAUUUCUUUCUUCAAGUCAAAACAAUUGACUUUGUAUUGUCAAAGUUUCUACAACCAAAUCUGUCUUUGCAUGUGUGAAAAUAUCUUCCAGAAGCUAACUUUGAGGUUUACAGUAUCAGUAGUGCAAUAAACUCGUACUGAGGUCACUGUUUGCCUUUAAGCAUGUAGCCUCACAUUGGUCCUGUAACCUUUUUUCCACGUGUUGCUCAGUUUGUUUAUAACGUCCCACUGACUUACUGAAGGCAUUUUUUUGAAGGAGCAUGAGAUCAUUCCCAAGAGCUUUGUUUCCGAACUUUGCUAGGAGUUUGACGUGUUGUUUCUUUUUGUUUGAUUUCUGUUUAAAAUCCCUCUUUUAUUCCUGUAUUAUGUCCUGUUGCUUUUGCUGUGCAUCACAUCCAGCGCUAUGUUGGAUCGCUAAAUGCCUUAACGUAGAAUGACUUUCACUAGGGUCAUUGUCAAGUAAUGUUUGUAUAGUUUCAAACUGAAAUAAAUGACAACCUCGAGA
This is a messenger RNA of Betta splendens (Siamese fighting fish), 1948 nucleotides long. RefSeq names its product ras-related protein Rab-18-B. Gene Ontology annotation, molecular function: GTP binding; GTPase activity. The transcript has 7 exons. The coding region runs from base 140 to 757 and encodes 205 amino acids. Lineage: Eukaryota; Metazoa; Chordata; Actinopteri; Anabantiformes; Osphronemidae. The record is from RefSeq and is a predicted model, not a curated record.